This is a messenger RNA of Trichoderma harzianum CBS 226.95, 1308 nucleotides long. RefSeq lists its product as hypothetical. Bases 1 to 1308 code for a protein of 435 amino acids. The transcript has a single exon. NCBI's taxonomy places the organism in Eukaryota, Fungi, Ascomycota, Sordariomycetes, Hypocreales, Hypocreaceae. The record is from RefSeq and is a predicted model, not a curated record.
AUGCCACCCAAAGAAAGGCAGCGAAACACAACCGUGGCGAAUUUUCCAGAUGAGCAGCAGGUUCUACUACGGCGCUCCCGAAGAAUAAACCAGAACGCCGCCACGCCAAUGGAAAUUGAAAGUCAGGAUGGACCAGAGAGGUUCGCGCCUUGGUAUACUCUUUUUCAGCAAAUCAGGAGAGAUAAUCGGAAUCAUCAGCAAAAUGACACGAUCCUUGUCCCAGUAGCGAACGACCACCUACAACAAGCAGAAAACGACAUUCUGAAAGAUAUAAACCGCUCCAUGAGUGUUGCUCCCAAGAUCUUCGAUAACCACCUCGUCCCCUCAAAUGAUUAUCCGGCUGUACAACUGCGCAACGGCGUUCUCACACUGGAUUUGUCCAGGCCACCGAAGAACUUGGAAUGGCUACGAGUGAAACUCAGGUCUGCACGCCAUGUGCCCGACUGGCCUACCAACAAGUGGCAGUCUUACACGAUGCAUUCUUACAGGUGCACAACAAAACAUGCCAUCAUGUGCGAAAUGAUGGCAUUGUUCCGAGAUUUUCCAAAGCAGCCCGAGUACAUCAGAUCAUUCUACCAACGCUUCGAUGAGUUCCCCGAAUACGCGGAUAUUUCUCGAGGAAUCGAGAAACCUUGUCCCGGAUUCGCUCAAGGCUUUAGCGUGGAAGCUUACCCGUGUGUGAAAAUUGAGUAUAUAUCGGCGGCCGUAUGCGUCUCUCACGAUCAUGCUUCUCUUGUUCACCCACACCUCGCCGGCGAUUUUACGGCCGGAGAUGUCAACGAUCUAGAGGCAGUCAGCGCGCGCCAUGGAGCGGCACUCGUCUACAUGAGGAAUCUGGCUUUAGCCCACAUGGGGGUAGAAGUCAUAAAAGACUUUGCUGGAAUCAUAACAUUUACCACGAACGGCACGUACAUCAACUUCUUUGCGCACUAUGCGUCCACCUCGGUUGAGGGCAAGGUGGAAUAUCACCAAUACCCUAUUGCAUCGGUGAACCUGAUGAGAUCUUAUCCUGAGUUUAUUCGGGGCGUUAGCAUGCUUCGGAACUGCCAAGAUUUUGCCCUUUCGAUGGCUACUGCUCUCAAAAACGAUCUGGAGAAGUAUCAUGUGCGAGAGGGUAGCAAUGCUUGGGCUUAUCAUCUUGAAGAGGGUGACCAUAUAUUAUCGGAAAGCCAGGAUAGUGAUAUGGAGUAUGAUGAAUGCUGGGAGUAUAGAAACGAGGAUGUCACUGGUCGGAACAGAGGGUCGAGUUCUCAGAAGCGGCCGGCCGGUAAAUGUCCCGACCAGUGUCCAAGAAAGCGAAGGAGGUGA